This is a messenger RNA of Acaulospora colombiana, 609 nucleotides long. The record is from the annotation of a GenBank genome assembly. NCBI's taxonomy places the organism in Eukaryota, Fungi, Glomeromycota, Glomeromycetes, Diversisporales, Acaulosporaceae.
UUCAGGAUGUGUCCUCUUGAGGGGUCGCAUGCAUCGAGGCGUAGUCGCCAGUUCCAAAAGUGGUUGGCGGCCCUAACUUCGACCGCGAUGGCAUUGCCCGCACAUCUACAGCUAGCUCCUACACCCCAGGAGCUAGAAUAUAUUACUGGAGAGAUGCUUGUAUUUAUACAACCCCUCUUUAGAAUGGAAAGAGUUCGCUUGGUCUCUGUUAGUGCGUCUAUAAUUCACAAGAACAAACUUCAUAUAAUAGCUCAUAUGCAAAUAAAGGGUGUCUACGGCCCUUUCAGACCACCAGCAAAAACAAAAGUUCCACUUUGGUUGGCACAAUCGCUAAAGCUGAAGCGGAAAUGUAGGAUUGUUCCUCCUGAUUGGGUGACAAGGAGACCACCCAGCCCGGCCUCUCGAGAAUGCCUUUCCGCUAUGCGGAAGUGGCAAAGGUUCUACUCGACAUCACCGGAUGAUAUCAUGGAACCAGACCGCGUCAGAAUAUUGCUAAAGGAUCUACGCGAAGCUAGGCAAGCAAAGUGUCGGGAACUACUGAAGGGAUUGGACGAGUCUCAUCUAUCAGUGAGCACAAUUUGGCACCACGAGGACCCUGGUCUAAUAUAG